AUUUGGCCAAAAAUCAAUAAAAAUGGGUAAAUUAAAUGUCACCGUGCUGCGUUAUCUCACCAAGGAAGACUUCCGCGUCCUCACCGCCAUCGAGAUGGGCAUGAAAAACCACGAGCUGGUGCCGGGACCAUUGGCCGCAGCCAUAGCCAACCUGAAGACUGGCGGUGUCCACAAGCUGCUCAAGGAGCUCUGCAAGCACAAACUACUGUCCUACGAACGUGGCAAAAAGUAUGAUGGCUAUCGCUUGACAAACACUGGCUAUGACUAUCUGGCCCUGAAGUCUCUGACAUUGCGUGGAUCAGUGAGCUCUUUCGGCAAUCAAAUUGGCAUUGGAAAGGAGUCAAAUAUUUAUGUGGUUGCCGAUGAGGAAGGUACUCCCAUUUGCCUGAAGCUGCAUCGUCUGGGCCGCACUUGCUUCAGGAAUGUGAAAGCCAAACGAGAUUAUCAUGGACGUCGCCACAAGGCCUCCUGGCUGUAUUUGUCGCGCAUUUCGGCUACUCGAGAGUUUGCCUACAUGUCGGCAUUGCACGACCGCGGUUUCCCUGUACCCAAGCCCAUUGAUUUCAAUCGUCACUGCGUUUUGAUGGAUCUGGUCAACGGUUGGCCCAUGACCCAAGUGCACGAGUUGCUGGAUAUUCCACAGGUGUACGAUGACCUAAUGAACCUGAUUGUCCGCUUGGGCAACUCUGGUGUCAUCCAUGGUGACUUUAAUGAGUUUAAUUUGAUGCUCACGGAUGCAGGGAAACCCAUACUGAUUGAUUUUCCCCAGAUGAUGUCCACAGCGCAUGAAAAUGCUGAAUUCUUCUUUGAUCGCGAUGUGAACUGCGUUCGCGAAAUGUUCCGUCGUAAGUUCGCCUACGAGAGCGAGGAUUAUCCCAAGUUCAGUGAUCUGGUGCGUGACGAUGAUCUGGAUGCUGAGGUGCACUGCACUGGCUAUGGCUUCACCAAGGAGAUGGAACAGGAUCUGUUGCAGGAGUAUGGCAUGGUGGAGCAGUCAGAGGACGAGGAUGAUGAAGACAUUGAUCAGGAGGAAGAUGAUGUGCCUGCUUUGGUGCCUGCGGCAGCAUUGGAGAUCGACGAGUGUCGUCGUCAGGUGGAGAAUGAGGUGCAAUAUAGCGAGGCCAAGCCGGCACAGAAAUCGGAUGAUGCCAUUCGUCGAUACAUUGAAUCGUGCACACAAUAUUUGGGCAAUCUGACUGUGGGUCCAGAGAUUGAUGAUCAGGCAUUGCCAGCAAAGCCUGCAGUUUCCGAUGCUGUUCCAGCAGAAGUGACUCCCUCUCAAGAUGUUGUUCCACCUGCUCCUCAGGAUAUUGUUCCACCUGUUGCUCCUGCUCCCAAUGCACCCACAGACGAUGCCAAAUCCAUUAGUUCCAAUGACCUGGAAACAGAUGAAAUGCCCGAGCUGGCCGGCUUGGAUCCCAACUCCCGCAUGUACCGCCUGAAAAUGGUUGAGCAAAUGCUCAACGAUGCGAGAAGUCAGCGCUCGUUUUCCACGACAACCAGCACAAUAGCACCAUCCGUGAUCACCGAUCGCAUACGCCGCAACAUGGACAUCAAGGAGAAGCGAGAUCAGCGCAAGAAAUGCGUGGCCAAGGGCGAGGCCAGUGCCAUUCAUCGCCAUCGCAAGGAAAACAAGGAUGUGGUGAAGGAGUACGCCGGCUGGGACUUUUAAAAUCAGAAAAGGUAUACAAUUUCUGGGAAAGGUACCUUGCACUUUAGUGAUAUAUAAUUUAACAAUAAAAGAAACGCAGAUAACUGCAGAUUUGAAGAUCAAUUUGAGGCGGUUAACACGUGACAAGAACAAACUUACUUUAAUGUAUGUA
Drosophila subobscura is the source of this 1823-nucleotide messenger RNA. RefSeq names its product serine/threonine-protein kinase RIO2 (gene RIOK2). The coding region runs from base 23 to 1672 and encodes 549 amino acids. The transcript is spliced from 4 exons. The record is from RefSeq and is a predicted model, not a curated record. Gene Ontology annotation, biological process: protein phosphorylation; maturation of SSU-rRNA. Gene Ontology annotation, cellular component: cytosol; nucleus; preribosome, small subunit precursor. NCBI's taxonomy places the organism in Eukaryota, Metazoa, Arthropoda, Insecta, Diptera, Drosophilidae. Gene Ontology annotation, molecular function: ATP binding; protein serine/threonine kinase activity.